GAAAACUCAGAAGAAGAGAUUUGGGGUUUAGAGGGAAUCCCAAAUCGAAGCCUCAUACCGGUGAAGAAGAGGCUAUAAUUCAGACGGGACGGGAGCAAACGGCACACACCCUCAGAGGAUACUGUGAAUCGGCUAAGCUGAAACUGUUGCACCCAGGACCCGGGAAAAAGUCUAUACCAAGAAGGACGACCAGAAGACUCGGUCCGGGACCCAGGGCUACAUGGCAACAAAUUAACUUUGCUGAGUUAAAAGAGAUUUGCAAAGCCUCUCGUCUGUAUGGUAGAGAUUCUGCCUAUUUCAGAAGCCUAUUACAGGCCACCUUCACAGCAAACAUAUUCACUCCACAUGAUCUAAAACAGCUUUGCACAUCCCUGCUAUCUCCAACAGAAUUUUCUUUGUGGGAACUAGCAUGGAAACGUUUGUUAAACGACCUUUUAAGAGGUUAUGCAGGAACUCCAGCUACUGCAAAUUUGACUAUAGAUCAGCUCUCAGGUGAAGGAGCUCAUACAGAUCCUCAAAUACAAGCCCGAACUCUUAGUAGACAAGUAUUGCAGGAUGUCAAAGAAGCAGCAAAAACAGCUUUGUUACAGGUCCCUGAUGGCAACAAGCCAGAACUAGAUUUCACAGAAAUAAAACAGGGCAUAGAUGAGCCUUAUAUUAAGUUUUUGGACCGUUUAAAAAUGGCAUUAGAAAAGCAGAUUCCAAUAGACCGAGCCAGACAAGAGUUAUUAAAACGGCUUGCAAUUUCUAAUGCAAACCCAACCUGUAAAAAGGCAUUACGUACAUUACCACAGGAUCCUGAGCCCACCCUGACACAGCUAGUAGAUGCUUGCAACCGCCUGAGCACCCCUGAGCAUGCAGCAGCCAUGCAGGCAGAAGUAUUGGCCAGUGCCAUCACAACAGCUCAAGAAAACACCCUAAAGCAGCAGGAAAAAGCAGUAGAAAGGCAAACACAAACCCUAGCAGAAGCUUUAAUAGCAUUCAAAGGUGCAAUUGAGAACCAACAAAUUCCAAGGGACUCGUGCUAUUCGUGUGGUCAGAGAGGUCAUUUUAAAAGGGGAUGUCCUAGGACCCGCAGAAGGCCAUUGCCAAGAAACAGUGGAUGCAGAGGUUUCUGUCACAAUACUAACAGCUUUUACCCAGCACAGGGUUUUUCGUACCAUCUGCCGGGAAACGUGCAGUCCAGCACGGGGCAGUGGCGUGCAAUGAUACAAAAACCACUGCACCAGAGGCCAGAGACCACCACAGGCCACCAAGUUCAGAACUGCAACACAUCCUUGCAGGACUUCCGACCACAAUGUCCCCAGAGUCACAGAACAACACAGCUGUCAUCGCUUGGACCAGGCACAUCAGCCGCGGGCGGCCUCAGCUCACCUGUGUCCUGAAGCACCUCGGGCAAGCCAUCACCCUCACUGGCCUGAUAGAUACCGGAGCAGACGUCACUCUGAUAUCGAGAUCGAAAUGGCCACAGGAUUGGACCAUCGUGCCUACGCUGGAUCAGCUAGCAGGUAUUGGUGGUCACUGUGAGAGCUUUCGAAGCUCGCACGCAGUCACAUUUGAGGGGCCUGAAGGUCGUGUUGCCACCACAAGACCAUUCAUUGUAGGAGCUGAUAUAGUUCUUUGGGGACGGGACAUUUUAUCACAAUGGCAUCUCAGGUUAGAAACUGGAUUUUAACAAAAGCUGUUGAUGGACAUAACACUUUAAAACUUACAUGGACAUCUAACACACCCAUUUGGGUCAGCCAGUGGCCCUUACCUGAAGAGAAACUUGCUGCUUUAGAGCAGUUAGUGCAGGAACAAUUAACCAAAGGUCAUUUAACUCCAACUACUAGUCCCUGGAACACUCCAGUUUUUGUAAUCAAAAAGCCAAACAGUGGGAAAUGGAGGUUGUUACAGGAUCUCAGAAAAAUUAACGAAGUAAUUCAAGAAAUGGGUUCUUUACAACCAGGUUUACCCUCUCCUGUUAUGAUUCCAAAAGAUUG
Molecule: messenger RNA, 1982 nt
Organism: Passer domesticus (house sparrow)
Lineage: Eukaryota; Metazoa; Chordata; Aves; Passeriformes; Passeridae
Exons: 3
Coding region: 681-1385 (234 amino acids)
Molecular function (GO): zinc ion binding; nucleic acid binding
Source: RefSeq, a predicted model, not a curated record